Ixodes scapularis (black-legged tick) is the source of this 2620-nucleotide messenger RNA. RefSeq lists its product as uncharacterized. The transcript is spliced from 5 exons. NCBI's taxonomy places the organism in Eukaryota, Metazoa, Arthropoda, Arachnida, Ixodida, Ixodidae. Bases 468 to 1961 code for a protein of 497 amino acids. The record is from RefSeq and is a predicted model, not a curated record. Gene Ontology annotation, cellular component: acetylcholine-gated channel complex.
AGCGCAUUUGGCGGUGUAAACCAACGGCGUUGCCAGUAACCCAAAAUGCCAUUUUAAAAGGCUACGCGUUUUAAGCACGGCAAUCUACCGGCAAAAACUCUUGAGCUAUACAGGAGACGCAUUACCUGCUACCGAACGUAUCGUUCGAUGUCCACAGCGAAUGCUGCUAAGCACGAGUGCUGACUCGGGACAACAUCAGAAACUAAUUCUUUGUGCACUUUUCAUAACGAAUCAUGGGCAACAAGGCUACCGUUCUAGCAGCUUCGCACAUCCAUAAAUUGCACGUUGACAGACCGUCAACAAAUCGUCGGGCAGACACCCUGACAUUCUCCGCACUGCCCUGUACAGGAAUCAUCCGCAGCCAUAAUGGGCAGACAACUUGGGAUCACCAGACGUCACGCUUCAACCAUCGACGUGUUUACCAUGAAGUCACCAACAUAGCCACACCGGGCGACGGAUAAGCUCAGAUGGCGGCCGCCAUGUUGGAUGAGCGCGGCGGCGCCUGCAGCGCCCCCUUGGCGGCCAUUUUGGUGGUUACUGUGUUGUGCGCGCCGGUGCCCCUGGCCGCUUGGGAGAACUGUUCUCCGGAUGAUGACCCGUCCGACCCGACGGCGCGGUGGUUGUGGCGCGUGGAGGAUUACCCUCACCCCAUCAGGCAUCCCCGCUACUGCAACAGGUACUCUGCGUCGUUCGUUUGCGAUCCGGACAGGGUCAUCGGCAAGAAACAAGCGGACUCCCUGGACCGGCUCAUCGAGCGCAUCCGCAACGAGACCCUGUGCAUAUGUCCCUCGUGCGGGGGCCGUGGAUCCGAGAACAGGGGCAUCACGCUCGGAGUGGCGCUCAUGGAGAACAUGCAACCCCAGCCCAACAUGCCCAUGUCCGAGACCGUGCGGUUGUUCGCCGAGACACUGCGCAAACAGUGGGGGCUGGGGCACUGCGACGACGACAUCCUCUUGCUCAUAUCCACCAGGGACCAUCAGUCGCACACGUUGGUUGGACCGGCGGUGGCGGACGUGUUUCCCCAAGAAGUGGCGGAUCAGAUCUACCUGGAGAGCCGCGGCCACUUCAGCAACUGCCUCUUCUACCAGGGACUCGAGUCCAUGGUGCAGUCCUAUUUCGACAUGCUGCGCCGGCUCCAGGCCAAGGGCCCCGUGGGACAGCGGCACUCCGGAAACGCGGGACCCAGCGCAGGCCUCAUCGUAGGCAUCGUGUUCGGAGUCCUGGCCCUCAUGAUGCUGGUGGCGGGGACACUGUUUUUCCUGGUCAACCGUUGCGGCGACGCCGGCAACUUCCCAGGCAAGAGUGCGUCAGACCCGAGGCCUUCCAAACCCCUCUCAACCGCAGGUCUUCCGGACGCCUGGAGGACCCUGAAGCGGCAGCGGCAAGGCCGCCGCCGAACAGUCCAGGAUCGGCUCCUGACGUCGGUCGUGGUCCCGGCUGAGAGUGUGCGGACACCGGCAGAAGUGACGUGUUCCGCCGACGAACGCGAACACCUCCGAAACGGAAGUUGUGACAGCCCGGUGACCGUGGACCAUGUGGCCAACGAGCACGGCAGUGGUUACGCUACGGAGGAUUCGCUGAACCCGGCGAGCGAAGACGAGGGCUCAAGCAGCGACGCAGAAGACAGCGAGGGUGGGAGCACGGCGGAGGUCAGUUCAUCAGCGGCCGACAGCGUUGCUGACGAAGCAGUUCAGCCCAGUGCGGAACGCGGCAAACUUGAUGCUGCGUUAGGUCUGCUGCACUUGUCGGCACCUCAAAUUGGGUUGGCUGCUUCUGCAAGACCCUCAAGGAAUGUGGCAGAAGAACCUGCUCAGCAUGGCAAGCCUGAUGCUGUCUCCGGACUAUUGUAUUCGUCUGCACCGCAAAUUGGGUUGGCUCUCUCUACAAGAUGUCCAGAAAGCGCUGCCGAAGACCGAGUUCAACAUAGUGCUGUGCAAAGCAAGCUUGAUGAUGUUUUGUGAAUAUUGUGUUGGUUGCUACCACAAACUUAAUAUAAUACUUCAGUAAGGAUGUCCGGCUAACGUUCAACAGUUCAGCAUAGUGCGGAUUGCAGCAAGCUUGACGCAUCCUUGAGAUUAUUGGAUUUUCGGCACAGCAUACUAAAUUUGCUGUUAAAUGAUCUCCACUGAACGCUGGUGAUGGUUCGGUUCAGCACAGUGUAGUUAGUACACGGCAUGGUUGGUGCAUUUGCUGAACCCUUAGGUUUGUUUGGCACCAGAAAUUGGGGUUGGCAUUUCUGCAAGAUCCUAAGCCAAUGCUGCUGAAGUACACCGUGGCUCAACAUAGUGCGCCAAACGUAAACAAUGAAGGUGUAUCGCGAGUGUCUCCUUCACCUGAACCAGGCCAUGCAAGCCUCAUGUGGUGGAAAUGACGUUUGUACUGCAGCAAGUUUUCGGCGUGCGAAGAACGAUCAGUUCCUCGGAGCGUCUUACAUGACAGUGCAUAUAUGUCGUGAUAGCCUAUAGUCCUACUACGCAACAACGACUCUUGUUCGUUGUUGAGGCAAGAUCACCCUCUCUGUUGUGCUCCUCGCUCGCCAACCUGCUCUCUUGCGGCCAGUUCGUAAAGUUCAAGGGGUAAGAAAUUUCUAACAAAGCGUAUAUAAAACGCCUUCGAGCAA